AUGGCAUCAUAGAAUAGAUUCAUUACACUAUUCGAUUAUUCGCCCUAUACCAGAAAAAAAAUAAUUUACAGCCACCGCCAUUUGAUUCAAGCUGGAAAAUCUGCCGCCAGUUGGGACAAAGAGCAAUUCAAACGCAUCAGAGUUAUUGUGAGAUUUAGUGAAAUUUAUUCGCAGUUAUUUAGAUCUUUUUAGCGAAAAAAAAAGAAAACCAAAUUCAAUUGAAAUAAUAAACUAAAUAAUACAACAAACAUCCGUCGUACGUUUGCUCGCUCGCUCGCCACACAAUGAGUUACCAAGCCGAUGUCUUGAAUGCUGCUCACUUGGAAUUGCAGGGGGGCAAUGGCGCUGAAUUGCGCCGUCCCUUCGACCCCACUGCUCACGACUUGGAGCCAACGUUUCGUUUGACGCGUUUUGCCGAUUUGAAGGGCCGAGGUUGUAAAGUUCCCCAGGAGGUUUUGGGCAAGCUGGUGUCGGCCCUGCAACAGGACUACUCGCUGCAAGAUCAAGAUGCCCAAUUCAUGAACAUGGCCAUUCCACGCAUUGGCAUUGGUCUAGAUUGUUCGGUGAUCCCCUUGCGUCACGGUGGCCUUUGUCUGGUGCAGACGACCGACUUCUUCUACCCCAUUGUUGACGAUCCCUACAUGAUGGGUAAGAUUGCCUGUGCCAAUGUGUUGAGCGAUUUGUAUGCCAUGGGUGUAACUGAUUGUGAUAAUAUGUUGAUGCUGUUGGCCGUCAGCACCAAGAUGACGGAGAAGGAGCGUGAUGUUGUAAUCCCACUGAUUAUGCGAGGCUUCAAGGAUUCAGCUCUGGAGGCAGGUACCACUGUGACGGGUGGUCAGAGUGUGGUCAAUCCUUGGUGCACAAUCGGUGGUGUGGCCUCCACCAUAUGCCAGCCCAAUGAGUAUAUUGUACCCGACAAUGCCGUCGUGGGAGAUGUGUUGGUGCUCACAAAGCCAUUGGGUACCCAGGUGGCCGUGAAUGCCCAUCAGUGGCUGGAUCAGCCCGAACGUUGGAAUCGUAUUAAGUUGGUCGUUUCCGAGGAGGAUGUACGCAAAGCCUAUCACCGUGCAAUGAAUUCCAUGGCCCGCCUCAAUCGUACGGCCGCCCGUCUUAUGCAUAAGUACAAUGCCCAUGGUGCUACCGAUAUUACUGGUUUUGGUCUGUUGGGUCAUGCCCAGACCUUGGCCUCCCACCAGAAGAAGGAUGUCUCGUUUGUUAUUCACAAUCUGCCGGUUAUUUCAAAAAUGGCCGCUGUGGCCAAAGCCUGUGGUAACAUGUUCCAAUUGCUCCAGGGCCAUUCCGCCGAGACAUCAGGUGGCCUGCUCAUCUGCUUGCCUCGUGAACAAGCCGCCGCCUACUGCAAAGACAUUGAGAAACAAGAAGGCUAUCAGGCCUGGAUCAUUGGCAUCGUUGAGAAGGGCAACAAGACCGCCCGCAUUAUUGACAAGCCCCGUGUCAUCGAAGUGCCCGCCAAGGACUAAACAAACUCUAAUAAAAUGUACUAAAACAACAACAACAAUACCAUGUAAGAGAACCCGCAAGGAGUGAUUCGAUUCGUUCGAUGCAAAUCGAGUAAAGAAAGGAGGGGUGCUGCCGCCAACGUUUGUAAUUUUAAAUAAUUGUCAACGGGUUUUGUCGUCUCUAGCAUUUAAACGAAAAAAAUAAGAAAAAUCUGAAAAUUCUUCUCUUCUUUGUUUUUAAUUUUAAAUUUUAGAUUUUUGCGCUUCAAUAUUAUUACAUAUUACAAAAAUAAUAACUUAGAUCUUAUUAUCUGAAAAAAAUGAAAACUAAAAUCGUAUAGCUUAAAAGGAUUCUUUGUAAUACUACUACUAUAAUUAUUAUUAUUACAAUAUUUCUUCUUCAUUUUUCUAAGAUAUCGAUUUUAAAUUGAGCAUUAAUUAUAUAUUGUUGUGAAUAUAUAUAUGUAUAUAUAGGCUAUGUACAUGUAUUAUCACUUGCCUCAACAAGACAAACAAAAAAGAAAA
This is a messenger RNA of Musca domestica (house fly), 1985 nucleotides long. RefSeq names its product inactive selenide, water dikinase-like protein (gene Sps1). Gene Ontology annotation, cellular component: cytoplasm. The record is from RefSeq and is a predicted model, not a curated record. The transcript is spliced from 2 exons. Lineage: Eukaryota; Metazoa; Arthropoda; Insecta; Diptera; Muscidae. Bases 285 to 1481 code for a protein of 398 amino acids. Gene Ontology annotation, molecular function: ATP binding.